GCCCAUUAUCGGCAGAAGAAGACGCGUCUUCUUUUGUCUAGUUCUCCGAUCAGCGUCCGUGCGUGCGUGCGUUGUCACUUUGGUAAAAUAGCAGAGAAGACAAGCGAAGAGAGUCAAUCAAUUAACCAAUCUGAUCGGCGAUGGGUUGUUUCAGUUGCAUCAACGGAACGCAAAAGAAGCAGCGUAAGGAAGAAGAGAGACAAGCCUCCGCCGAAGCUCGCGCCAGAGCCGCCGAAGCUGCCAUGCGACGAGAAGAAGAGUUUAAAAAGUCUGCACAUGGAAGGGCUGCACAAGCUCAGUUACAGCAAAUGGCUAAACAAUCUGCUAAUACUAACAAAGGAGAGCCUGUUCUUAAGUGGCAAAUGACAUAGUGAUGGGACCGGCCUAAUCUCUACCUUAAUCAUCUGAUUUAUUUUCUGAAUUUGUUAAAAAGAACAAAAAAAAAAAUAGGCAACAAGUUUGUAUAUGUAUAGUAGUAAUAAAAUGUUAAGAUCAACUCUAUGAGCUUACAAUAAAGUGUGUAUUCUUCAUUUGAAUAUUGUGUGGAUUGUUCAAGCUUUAGUUCAUCA
Messenger RNA from Brassica rapa (field mustard), 569 nucleotides. RefSeq lists its product as uncharacterized. Lineage: Eukaryota; Viridiplantae; Streptophyta; Magnoliopsida; Brassicales; Brassicaceae. The record is from RefSeq and is a predicted model, not a curated record.